Messenger RNA from Drosophila busckii, 627 nucleotides. RefSeq lists its product as uncharacterized. Bases 1 to 627 code for a protein of 208 amino acids. The record is from RefSeq and is a predicted model, not a curated record. Lineage: Eukaryota; Metazoa; Arthropoda; Insecta; Diptera; Drosophilidae. The transcript has a single exon.
AUGCCGGGACUGGGGGAGCCAGGUGGCAUGGACGAUCCGCUGAGGCAAGGACUUAGCGGAGCCGGCAACAGAUGGUACCUAAGGUAUCUCGAGCGGGGCCUAAAGCCGGAGGAGAAGAAAGAAAACCCCAAGGCAGUCCCCAAAAAGCCCAAGGGUAGGGGCGAGAGUCGUGCAGAGGUCGAGCAAGCACCGUCCCAGAGCACGAAGAGACCGCGGGUGUCUUACGCCAGUGCCACCAAAUCAGUGAAGGUGGGCAUCACGGCCGCUGACUACCCAAGUAGACUGCUGGCCAAGGAAGAAUUGACCAGCGUAGAGACGAUGCUGAUCAGGGAGUUGAGGAAAGGGUGGAUCACCAGCCUCAAUUUCAACAACAUCAGAUUCAGGCCUGGUCUGAUAAUAGUUGAAUGCCGGGACGACAAUACCAGGGACUGGCUGGUAUCCGUCGUUCCCAAGUUGACUGCGGUAGAAGGAGUGCAGCUCAAAACCUGUAUGGGGGAGCAGCUUCCGGAACUGGAGGUAGUCUCAGUUCACUUACCGCGGUCAUCAGGCGAAGAGGAGCAAACGUCCGUGGAUCUGUUGAAGAGUCAGAACUCUGACCUUCUCCCGGACACCUGGACGGUGCUCUAA